AUGUCUGGGGAGUGGGGCCAUCUGAAGGCUGCUGGGGACGAGAACCCUCGCUCUCGCAAUCGCGGUAUGACCAUUUCGGAUGCGAAUAUCCAUGACGGCCAUGACGGCCAUGACGAUGACUUUACCUGCGGCAACUGUGGUGAGCCUGGCCACAUGAAUCAUCAAUGCCCAAAUGUCGCAGCCCCUCUGAGAUCCCACGACACCAAUGUUCAGGAAGGCUAUCAUCAUCACUCCGAGGACAAUGGUGGAGGUGGUGAACGCUUUGGUGGUGAUGAUCGGACUUGCUACAACUGCGGUCAGCCUGGUCAUAACAAAGCAGAUUGCACCGAGCCUCGCAAGAUGGGUGCCUGCUUCAACUGUGGCGAAGAAGGCCAUUCCAAGGCCGAGUGCCCCAAGCCCCGCGUUUUCAAGGGCACUUGCCGCCUUUGUGAAAAGGAAGGCCAUCCAGCUAUUGACUGCCCAGAGAGACCCCCAGAUGUUUGCAAGAACUGCCUCGCCCAGGGCCAUAAAACCAUCGAAUGCACCGGCAAUCGCAAAUUCGACCUCAAUUUUGUCGCCGAUAAGCUCCCCCAUGAAGCCUGGGCAGCAAUGAAGAAAGCCAGUGAUGAAAGAGAUCUCGAUGAUUUCCGUGAGGUAUACAUGAUCUAUACAUACGUUGCAAGUUUUGAGCUUUGGCUGACCUCAUUACAGACCCUCAAAAUCUACUCCAAGGCCGUUCCCCACGCCACCUGGGCCGACAUUGAGAACAAGAUGCGAGACGAUGGGUUCAACAUCUACAUUAUUGCUAUGGAGGCUGAAGUCGAUGAUGUUAUGAGCUUGAUUGAUCUUCAAGGAGUACUCGACCGACAAUUUUCCAUUGGUUUCUUCUUCAGCCCUAAAGCAUCGCGUGCCCACCUCCGAGAGCGUUGGCCUUCCAGCCCUGAGGAGAACCUUGAGCGCAUGAACAACGCCGGUAUUCCCUAUGAACGAAGAAUUCCCAAGUGCACAAAUUGCGGACAAUUGGGACAUAUCGCACGCAGCUGCAAGGAGGAGCGCCAGGACAACAAUGAUCGCGUGGAGAUCAAGUGCUCAAACUGCGACCAGGUUGGACACCGAGUGCGCGAUUGUACGCAGAGGCGCAGGUACAAGAAAGGAUGCCGCAAUUGCGGUUCCGAAGACCAUAUUGCUGCUGAAUGCCCUGAGCCCCGAUCUGCGGCUGGUGUUGAAUGCCGGAGGUGCAACGAAACUGGCCAUUUUGCUAAGGAUUGUCCCAAUGCCCCCAAUCGUCCACCUCGUGCCUGUCGCAACUGUGGAUCCGAAGAUCAUCUUGCACGGAACUGUGAUAAACCUCGUGAUGUUUCCACUGUCACCUGUCGUAACUGCGACCAGACCGGACACUACUCUCGCGACUGUGACCAGCCGAAGAAUUGGUCAAAGGUUCAGUGCAACAACUGUGGAGAAAUGGGUCACACUGUCCGUCGCUGCCCUCAGCCACCCAAGCAGGAGGAGCGUGAAGACGACGCCCAUCACUCCCCCGGCUCUCCCAAGCGUGACGAAUCCGAGCUGCUGGACCCGAAGACCAAAGAGGAACCAUUUGAAUACAAGCGCCAGGACGAUAACGACUUGUGGUAA
This is a messenger RNA of Penicillium paradoxum, 1611 nucleotides long. RefSeq lists its product as uncharacterized. The transcript has 13 exons. The coding region runs from base 1 to 1611 and encodes 536 amino acids. Gene Ontology annotation, molecular function: translation regulator activity; zinc ion binding; mRNA binding. Gene Ontology annotation, biological process: positive regulation of cytoplasmic translation. The record is from RefSeq and is a predicted model, not a curated record. Gene Ontology annotation, cellular component: cytoplasm. NCBI's taxonomy places the organism in Eukaryota, Fungi, Ascomycota, Eurotiomycetes, Eurotiales, Aspergillaceae.